Monopterus albus (swamp eel) is the source of this 3943-nucleotide messenger RNA. Its product is annotated as mitogen-activated protein kinase kinase kinase kinase 3. Gene Ontology annotation, molecular function: ATP binding; MAP kinase kinase kinase kinase activity. Bases 353 to 3265 code for a protein of 970 amino acids. NCBI's taxonomy places the organism in Eukaryota, Metazoa, Chordata, Actinopteri, Synbranchiformes, Synbranchidae. Gene Ontology annotation, cellular component: cytoplasm. Gene Ontology annotation, biological process: intracellular signal transduction; protein phosphorylation. The record is from RefSeq and is a predicted model, not a curated record. The transcript has 34 exons.
AAGUGAAGUUAAUACAGGUUUGAGUUAAAAUGAGAUGUUUUAUUGUCUUUUUGAAAUGAAACCACAAAACAAAUUAACAAGUGACUAAUUAGUAUUGUUUUCGUUAAUCGAAGCUUUUACUUUAAUCUGAAGUUAUCUUAUCUGCAAAUACCUUAAAUACAACAGCUCCAGCUCUGGUCAGACUAUGGAGAAAAUACGCCAUGAUUUCCAUUGCGCAGUGGAAGCCAUGUUGGCGCUACAGUGGAUUCGGGCUGGGAUUUUCUGACGCCGUAUGUUUUUCUUAAAAUAUCUGUUUCAUACAUUGUUGGGGUUCGUCAACUGUGCGCGAUCGGUGCCGUAAUCGGCAGUGGAAAUGAUGAACUCCAGUGUCGACCUGUCCCGGCGGAAUCCGCAAGAAGAUUUCGAGCUGAUCCAGAGGAUAGGAAGCGGCACAUACGGAGAUGUGUACAAGGCUCGUAAUGUAAACACAGGAGAGCUGGCUGCUAUCAAAGUCAUCAAGCUGGAACCGGGUGAGGACUUUGCUGUCGUCCAGCAGGAGAUUAUAAUGAUGAAGGACUGUAAACACUCCAACAUUGUUGCCUAUUUUGGCAGUUAUCUCAGGAGAGAUAAGUUAUGGAUCAGUAUGGAGUACUGUGGAGGAGGUUCUCUGCAGGACAUCUAUCACGUGACCGGGCCUUUGUCAGAGUCACAGAUAGCCUACAUGUCACGGGAGACCCUGCAGGGCUUGUACUACUUACACAAUAAAGGCAAGAUGCACAGAGACAUCAAGGGAGCCAACAUCCUCCUGACAGACAACGGCUAUGUUAAACUAGCUGACUUUGGUGUAUCGGCCCAGAUCACAGCAACUCUAGCCAAGAGGAAGUCAUUCAUUGGAACUCCAUACUGGAUGGCUCCAGAGGUAGCAGCAGUGGAGAGGAAAGGAGGCUACAACCAGCUGUGUGAUAUCUGGGCUGUGGGCAUCACUGCAAUAGAGCUGGCUGAACUGCAGCCACCCAUGUUUGACCUGCACCCCAUGAGGGCUCUCUUCUUAAUGACCAAGAGCAAUUUCCAGCCUCCUAAGUUGAAAGACAAACUCAAGUGGACAAAUAACUUCCACCAUUUUGUCAAGCUAGCUCUGACUAAGAACCCAAAGAAGAGGCCCACAGCAGAGAAACUUCUGCAGCACCCCUUUGUGUCUCAGCCGCUCACCAGGACUCUGGCAAUAGAGUUGCUGGAUAAAGCCAACAACCCCGAUCACAGCACUUACAACGACUUUGAUGAUGAUGACCCUGAACCAGAGUCUCCAGUCUCUGUUCCUCAUCGCAUUCGUUCCACCAGCAGGAGCACUAGAGAAGGAAAGACGCUGUCAGAGAUUAACUUUGGUCAGGUGAAGUUUGAUCCUCCACUGAGAAAGGAGACAGAACCCCAUCAUGAACCGUGUGAUUCUGAGCCCUAUCUGGACUGUGUUGAGGAGCACUACUAUACCGCGAGAUCUAAUCUGGACCUGCAGUUUGAGUAUGGGCAUGGUUCACCAAGUCUGCUGGGAGGAAACAAGAGUCUUCUGAAAUCUGUGGAGGAGGAGCUACAGCAGAGGGGCCAUGUGGCACACUUAGGGGAUGAUGAGGAUGAUGCAGAUGAUGAUGAAACUCACACUCCUAAAUCAAGCACUAUCAUGAGGCCGAAGGUCCCACCACCCCUUCCUCCCAAGCCCAAGUCUAUCUGCUCAUCCCAGCAGCAACAAAAACACGACGACAGCCAAUCACACAGCGAGGAUGAUGGCGGAGAGGGAGGGACCAUAAAACGCUGUCCCGUCCCAGAGACGGCGAGCCCAGCCAAGCCAGCCUCCAACGUACUCCCACGGCCUCCGCCCCCGAAGCUGCCGCCCCAUCGCCGCAGUAGCCUAGGUAACAAGAGCCCAAAGCACAUGGACGUCGAAAACGCUGCCACAGAGGAUGAUGGGAGCUUUAGGCAUUUCUGGGAGUGGCUCCACACGCCUCACACAGUGGAGGAGCUGGAGGAGGCUUGGGAGGUGCUGAAGGAGGUGAAAGAGGAGCAGGAAAAAGAGGAGGAAAAGGGAGAGAGUAAUGGACUGAACUCUCCACACAGUGACGAGAGGAACAGUCCAGCAGAAAGGCAGUCAACCAUGCCCCCUAGUGUCCCCAUACGGAAAGACAAGAAGGAUGUUCCGAAACCAAUCAGUAACGGGCUCCCACCUACACCCAAAGUCCAUAUGGGUGCAUGUUUCUCCAAGGUGUUCAACGGCUGUCCUCUGAAGAUCCACUGUGCCACGUCUUGGAUCAACCCCGACUCCAGAGACCAGUACCUGAUAUUUGGAGCUGAAGAGGGAAUCUACACGUUAAACCUUAACGAGCUGCACGAGACCACAAUGGAACAGCUCUUCCCCCGGCGGUGUACCUGGCUAUAUGUAAUGAACAAUUGUCUCCUAUCCAUAUCUGGAAAAGCCUCCCAGUUGUACUCCCAUAGUCUGAGUGGUCUGUUCGAACAGGCCAGACAGUUACAGAAGUUACCAGUAGCCAUUCCAACACACAAGCUGCCUGAUAAGAUGAUUCCCAGGAAGUUUGCUGUGUCCAAUAAAAUUCCAGACACUAAAGGGUGUCAAAAGUGCUGCGUAGUGCGCAACCCAUACACAGGCCACAAGUACCUGUGUGGAGCCUUCCAGUCCAGUGUCAUGCUGUUGGAGUGGGUGGAGUCCAUGCAGAGGUUCAUGCUCAUCAAGAACAUCGACUUCCCGUUGCCGUGUCCGUUGGAGGUCUUUGAGAUGUUGGUGGUUCCUGAGCAGACCUACCCUCUGAUUUGUGUGGCUGUCAGUAAAGGCACCGAACUCAACCAAGUGGUCCGCUUUGGCACCGUCAACCCCAACUCUACCUCCUCCUGGUUCACAGAAGCAGACACACCACAGACAUGUGUGAUCCAUGUCACUCAGCUAGAGAGAGACACUAUCCUCGUCUGCCUCGACAGAUGUAUAAAGAUAGUGAACCUCCAGGGCCGGUUGAAAUCCAGUAGAAAGCUAUCAGCUGAGCUCACCUUCAACUUCCAGAUUGAAGACAUAGUUUGUCUCCAAGACAGUGUACUGGCCUUUUGGAGGCACGGCAUGCAGGGACGGAGUUUCAAGACCAACGAGAUCACCCAGGAGAUCUCUGACAGCACACGCAUCUUUAGAUUACUGGGAUCAGACAGGGUGGUGGUGCUGGAGAGCAGGCCUACAGACAACCCUACAGCCCACAGCAACCUCUACAUCCUGGCAGGCCAUGAAAACAGCUACUGAGACACACACAAACACAUAUCACAUGCUCUAAACGGCCUGUCACUAAUGCAGACAAUGGAGUGAGCAACUGGGAGACCUACUUGCUUCCACCCUACCACUAACCCACCCAGCCUCCACCUUCUCACCUGGCCUGCUGGCAUUCUAACUGGGGGGUGAGCAGUUGUCUGUGGAUUCCCCGUUCCAGUCAUUUAAAAUGCACCACAGUGUUACAUGUGUAUCAGUUAAGUGUGUUGUAGUAGGAGAGCAGGUGUUGCACUUGUUAUUGACAGGGUGAGUGUUAAAACAGCUGGUCUCAGACCAGUGUGGGCAGAGAUAGCUGGGGAAUCUCUCCUCUGCACUUUAUGAGUGACUUCAACAGAUGAUCUUCCCUGAUACAUCCCAUCUUCCUUCACAUAAUGCACACUGGGGACAGUGUCCAGUGCAGUUUGACUUCAGCAGUACUUCUUCUACUACUACUUCUACACAUGCUACUACUACCACUGCUACUGCUACUCACGCUAGAGCCAUCUUGCACAGAGAACCUUCCCUUCUCUCCUUCAUUGUCUGUUCCUGUCUCCUCCUUCCACUUUCUAUUCCUUCCCUCUUUUUUAACUAAGGCCUUUAUUUAUUGUGGCAUGAUGUAACUUUACCAGAAUGGCUUUCCUGUUUUAUUUGUUUUUUAAGAACAACAAAAACUGA